Etheostoma spectabile (orangethroat darter) is the source of this 1685-nucleotide messenger RNA. RefSeq names its product zgc:123305. The transcript is spliced from 12 exons. Gene Ontology annotation, biological process: fatty acid catabolic process; cellular response to insulin stimulus; positive regulation of transcription by RNA polymerase II. The coding region runs from base 247 to 1539 and encodes 430 amino acids. Lineage: Eukaryota; Metazoa; Chordata; Actinopteri; Perciformes; Percidae. Gene Ontology annotation, cellular component: nucleus. The record is from RefSeq and is a predicted model, not a curated record. Gene Ontology annotation, molecular function: transcription coactivator activity; phosphatidate phosphatase activity.
GCCGCCUGCUCUCGUCCACUUAACAAGCGAGACGCAGUUCGUCUCGGACGAGCCUAGUGACUCUGAGCUACCUGAACACGAAGACUCGAAGCGAGACAGUAGCCUACUAAGUUCCAGUAGGUUGAGUCGUUGUUGCCCACAACACGCUACCAUUCUGCUAAUGAAUGCUGAUUGGUUAGUGAAGGACUGAUUACGAGCAGAGAUCCCGUUUGAUGGCAUCCAAAGCGGAACCAGAAUUCCCAAACCAUGAAUAUUGUGGGCCAGUUUGCGCAGACAAUGUUUGGGACGGCGAAGGAGCUGUGCCAUGGCCUUAACCCCGCCACUCUCACUGGAGGGAUCGAUGUCAUUGUGGUGCGACAGCCCGAUGGAUCGUUCCAGUGUUCCCCUUUUCACGUCCGCUUUGGAAAGCUGGGUGUGCUGCGCUCCAAGGAGAAAAUUGUGGACAUAGAGAUCAAUGGAGAAUCAGUUGACCUGCACAUGAAGCUGGGUGACAAUGGAGAAGCUUUUUUUGUGGAAGAAAAUGAAAACAAGGAGUCGCAGGUCCAAGCCCCUCUGUGGGCUGAAGAGAUCGAAGAAACCCCUGAGGGAUCCUCCAUCACCGGUUCUCAUACUCACCUGACAGAAGAGAAUUACUUUGUCCUAUGGACAAACACAAAAGAAGAAAACACAAAACAGCCCAAAGCCACAUUGGAUGACAUCGACAGUGAUGAAGUGGCGGGCCUCAGCCAAGAAGCCAUGAUUACUUCCAGCCUAUCAACAGAAACCCUCAGCGCCACUCAGUGUAUCACCCAGAUGUACCGCAAAUUGCUACGUCUGACCUCUAAUCAGAUAGAGCAGUUAAACCUGCGUGAGGGAGCCAACAAGGUGGUGUUCAGUGUGACCACACAAUACCAAGGCACCUGCCGCUGUGAGGCUGCCAUCUACCUGUGGAAGUGGGACGAUCGUGUCAUCAUAUCAGACAUAGACGGCACCAUCACUAAGUCUGAUACUCGUGGUCAAAUUCUACCUCGGUUUGGAAAAGACUGGACACACAAAGGCAUCGCCACACUCUACCACAAAAUACACCAAAAUGGCUAUAAGUUCCUGUAUUGUUCAGCAAGGGCCAUAGGUAUGUCUGCCAUCACUAAGGACUACCUUCAGUCUGUCAAUGACAAAGGCAUUGUCCUCCCUCAAGGCCCUGUACUGCUGGCCCCAAGCAGCCUCUUUUCAGCACUGCACAGAGAGGUUAUUGAGAAGAAGCCGGAGGUGUUUAAAAUUGCCUGUCUCAGUGACAUCAAGGACCUGUUCAACCCACAGAGACAGCCCUUCUACGCGGCCUUUGGCAACAGGACUAACGAUGCUUAUGCCUACAAGCAGGUCGGGGUGCCUGAUACCAGAUUAUUUACCGUCAACCCAAAAGGAGAGCUGAUCCAGGAGAGAAGUAAAGUCAAGUCAUCGUACAGCGUCCUCAGUGAAUCAGUGGAACAUUUCUUCCCCACGCUCUCUGUCGGGGGAAGCACAUCCUCUGCUUUGGACUGUUGGAAGGAGCCUCUGCCAUAACUGGGCCUGGAUGCACUACUGUAGACACACACACAUCUACCUAAACACCACACACAAGUCUUAUAGCAAGCACGUAUACUCUCUACAGUCCCUGACAAAAGUCUUGUCGCUUAUCUAUUUUGUAGAAACACCUGCUAUUAACCUGA